Molecule: messenger RNA, 970 nt
Organism: Lycium ferocissimum
Lineage: Eukaryota; Viridiplantae; Streptophyta; Magnoliopsida; Solanales; Solanaceae
Product: transcriptional regulator SUPERMAN-like
Exons: 1
Coding region: 109-717 (202 amino acids)
Source: RefSeq, a predicted model, not a curated record
ACACCAACAUCACAUAUACCCCGACCAAUUGACUUCUCUUUCUCUAUCUAUUUCUCCAAUAUCCCUCUUUUCCCCUUCUUUCUCCUUAAACUCUGGCUAUUCGAUGCUAUGGAGAAUGAUCCUAAUAAUUCUUCCAACUCCCAAAAAUACCAAAUAACAUGGAGCUCUGAUGAAUUAUUAGGCCUAAGCCAGGUUAAGUUUUAUAGGUGUAGUUUUUGUAAAAGAGGGUUCUCCAAUGCACAAGCUCUGGGUGGACACAUGAAUAUCCAUAGAAAAGAUAGAGCCAAGCUUAGAGAAAUAUCGAUCGAAAGUUCAGAUAUCAAGAAGCCUAUCAGUACUUCUCCUGAUAUUCCGGCACCUUCAAGUGAUGACUUAUUGCAACACGAAGUAUCUAGCGAUGACACGAGUAGCCCCUCAAAAAGGCCACGUGUCACACCUGAAGAAGAACGUGAUCAUCAUCAUCAUCCUCCUCCUAGUUCGAAAGCAAAAGAAAUUGAAAAUCAUGAUCAGCAUCCUAUUUCCAAAGCAAAAGAUGAUAAUCAUGAAGUGAUCAUUGGGGGUGAUAUUUUACAAUUACCCUUGUUUGUGGACAUUCCAUCAAAAGAAGUAAUCAAUUGUGAGGAAAAACAAGAAGGAAAUGAGGGCAUGCAAUUGAGUGUUGAUUCAGAAUUGGAUCUUGAGCUUCGGUUAGGGCCGGAACCUUCAAAUCCUCAAUAAAACCAUACUAGUUGGUUUUAAUAUCUUGAUCAAAAUAUACUAAUAAUCUACUCAGAAUCCAUAACCAAGAGGUACUUUUAUUUCCUAUUCUUCUGCUAAUAUUUUUUCAUUUUUUUGUAAAUGCAAUAAUUCUUCCAGCAACGAGCCAAAUCGACAAAUGGAGGAGAUCUUUAAACAAAUAUCCAGCUGAAUUCACAGUUUACUUUUCGUCACCGGUAUACAUAUAUUAUAUACUGAUUUUACAUGAUUAUAC